UUCACCCUUCUUUAGCAGGCGACCAUGGGGAAAGUGACCACUGCCGUCAGAGCGGGCAGCCCGGGUGGCUUGGGGCCGCGGGGGCGCCUGUAACUUCUACGCGACCAUGGUACCUGUUGAAAACAGCGAGGGCCCCGGGUUGCUGAGCCCCGGGAGGAGAGCGGCCGAGACGGAGGGCAGCGGCGCAGCCAGCGGCAGCCGGCAUCCUCCCUGGGCCAGAGGUUGCGGCAUGUUUACUCUCCUGUCAUCUGCCACAGCUGCUGUAAGUGGCCUCCUGGUGGGUUAUGAACUUGGGCUCAUCUCUGGGGCCCUUCUUCAGAUAAGAACCUUAUUAGCCCUAACCUGCCAUGAGCAGGAAAUGGUUGUGAGCUCCCUCCUCAUCGGGGCUUUUCUGGCUUCCCUCACUGGAGGGGUCCUGAUUGACAGGUCUGGAAGAAAGGCUGCCAUCAUCUUGUCAUCCUGCCUCCUUGGCCUCGGAAGCCUAGUCUUGAUCCUGAGUUUAUCUUACACAGUUCUCAUAGUAGGCCGCAUUGCUAUAGGGGUUUCCAUUUCGCUCUCUUCAAUUGCCACGUGUGUUUACAUCGCAGAGAUCGCUCCACAACACAGAAGAGGUUUUCUCGUGUCCCUGAAUGAGCUGAUGAUUGUCACUGGCAUACUUUUCGCCUACAUUUCAAAUUACGUGUUUGCCAGUGUUACCCAUGGAUGGAAAUACAUGUUUGGCCUUGUUAUUCCCUUGGGAGUUUUGCAGGCAAUUGCAAUGUAUUUUCUUCCUCCAAGUCCCCGGUUUCUGGUGAUGAAAGGACACGAGGAAGCUGCUAGCAAGGUUCUCAGAAAGUUGAGAGGCAUCUCGGAUACAACGGAGGAACUCACUGUAAUAAAAUCUUCCCUGAAAGAUGAGUAUCAGUAUAGUUUUAGGGAUCUGUUUCGAUCAAAGGACAACAUGAGGACCCGGAUAAUGAUAGGCCUGACACUGGUAUUUUUUGUGCAAGUCACUGGUCAGCCAAACAUACUAUUCUAUGCGUCAACUGUUUUGAAGUCUGUUGGUUUCCAAAGCAAUGAGGCAGCCAGUCUCGCCUCCACGGGGGUUGGAGUUGUCAAGGUCAUCAGCACCAUUCCUGCCACUGUCCUUGUAGACCACGUUGGGAGCAAAACCUUCCUCUGUAUCGGCUCCUCUGUGAUGGCAGCUUCAUUGGUGACCAUGGGCAUCGUGAAUCUCAACAUCCCCAUGAACUUCACCAGUAUCUGUAGAAGCCAUAGCCCUAUCAACAAGUCCCUGGAUGAGUCUGUGUUUUAUGGGCCAGGAAAUCUGUCAGCCCAUGAUGACACUCUUAGAGAACUCUUUAAGGGGAUGACUGCCCACACCAGAAACUCCCUAAUGCCCACGAAAAAUGAUGUGGAUAAGAGAGGGGUGACGACCUUUCCAAGUGCUGGACUGAGCCAAGCUGAAUACCAGACAGUCACAGACCCUGCGGACGUCCCAGCUUUCUUGAAAUGGCUUUCCUUAGCCAGCUUGCUUGUUUAUGUUGCUGCUUUUUCAAUUGGUCUAGGACCAAUGCCCUGGCUGCUCCUGAGCGAGAUUUUUCCCGGUGGAAUUAGAGGACGAGCCAUGGCUUUAACUUCUAGCAUGAACUGGGGCAUCAAUCUUCUCAUCUCUCUGACAUUUUUGACUCUGACCGAUCUCAUUGGCUUGCCGUGGGUUUGCUUUACAUAUGCAAUCAUGAGCCUCGUAUGCCUGGCUUUUGUCGUUGUGUUUAUACCCGAGACAAAGGGACGCUCUUUGGAACAAAUAUCAGUGGAGCUGGCAAAAGCGAUGAAAUGGAGGUCACCGACUGUAACAGGAGCUUGGGUUUCCCCCACACAACAGUGAACUGCUCUCUUCUGUAUCUCUCCAGCUGAAUAUUGGGACUCUGUGAGGUGUUUUCCCCAAUUUGGAUAUGAUGACUGAAAAUCUACAAUAAAUAAUCUCGAUCUAUUUAAGUAGUGACCCAUUAAAUUACUAUUAUAAGCUAUGGGACACACACACAGAAACUUAAAGUAUGAAUAAUCUACCUUGAAAAAGAAUAAAACAUGACCGGCCUGAAGAACAGAGAAUCCUAAGAGCCAAAACCCAUUUGUUAUUUAGACUGGAAUUUUCCUAUUGGCCCCUAACAAACUGUGCCAGUUUGAUGAGGGUACGGGAUCUAGGAAUUCCCCUAUAACAAAAUUGAAAGAUUAUAAAUCUAUGUAAGUAACAGUGACACUGUAUUAGCAGAGACUCAGGAGAAUGACUUCAAGUCCUGAUUCUGAAACAUAUUACAUAAUGAGAAUUGGCAGAGAAAGUUCUGAGGAAGGGAGAUUUGAGAUUUUACUUCUACCACAGCUCAUUUCCUAUGCAAGUUGGAGCAUGUUUUUUGUGUUUUAUUUUGGAAAGAGAAAGAAAAGUGUGUUCUGUAAAGGAUCAAUUUAAGAAAUUUAUUAUGAAUCCUCAGCAGAAUUAUAUGCUGAGAUGAUUUAAAAAAAAUCAAGACAGGUAAUUGAUACAAAUUUUUUUCUUUGUCAAGCAUCCCAGAUUGUAAGAUAUUUAACAAAACUGUUACAUGUUCCCUUCGAAGUUCAAAACUGUAUAUAUAUAUUUGUAAUUUCUUGUUUUAGCCAUUCAUCAUAAAUGGGUAGGAAACUGUUCAUAAACUUAGGUUUAUCACUAGUGAUUUCAACUGCAGUAUCUUAAACACUCCUGUAUUUUUCUUUUACUAUCCUGAGUAUGUAACUAAAUAAUUCUGUCUUCAAACAAAUUUCUACCCAAUACACCCUUAACCAGAGCUUUUUGAUUUCCAAAAAUAAAAAAGGGGGAAAACUUAUCAUUUGUAUGUAUAUAUUCACAGUUUUUAUUUAUAAAAAAAAUUUACAGCACUUGUGAAGAGCCAGCAGAAGACAUCAGACGCGCUCAUUCUUCCCAGCUUUGUUCAGUUUAGUGGGUUAUCCGUGACACUUCGCCAGGCGAUGCUCACACAGCAGCCCUGACACCUGACCCAGUUAGAUUGUCUUUCUUCCUUUUUUCUGAGAAAGCAUUUUGAUGAGCUACUGAUUACCUAUUUCUCAAGUUACUUGAAUACUGAAAAUAUUACGAUAUCUGGAUCCACACCUUGGCCAUAUAAUCAUGUCCCCCCCACCCCCAUUUCUCUUUCUGUGAACAUUACCAAACAGGUUACUUAUUACUGUUAGUUAAAGCUAAGUGGAAAAUCUCAAUUUUUAAAAAUAGUCUCCCAGAACCUGUGAUUUCUUUACUGAAUUGUAUCCUCUAUAUUUCAUGGUUUACCCUAUCCUACUGGAUCUUAAAAUGAAGCAAAUAAACACAAUGUAAAAAAAC
Lontra canadensis (Northern American river otter) is the source of this 3346-nucleotide messenger RNA. RefSeq names its product solute carrier family 2 member 12 (gene SLC2A12). The record is from RefSeq and is a predicted model, not a curated record. The transcript has 5 exons. Gene Ontology annotation, biological process: transmembrane transport. Gene Ontology annotation, cellular component: membrane. Lineage: Eukaryota; Metazoa; Chordata; Mammalia; Carnivora; Mustelidae. The coding region runs from base 107 to 1867 and encodes 586 amino acids. Gene Ontology annotation, molecular function: transmembrane transporter activity.